AGCGGACGCAGCUCGGCGGAUGCCGGGGCCGCCCGGGGGUCCCCGCGGAUCCCUGAGGAUUUGUAGCUGUCCAGGCUGUCCCGCUCGCAGGGAGCGUUUGCCAUGGACACUGGGCACGUAAGCAGAUCCCGCUUCAGUGUGGCCUCCAGCCCGCCGCGCUGGGAGAUCGGGCUCUACGCCGCCGGCGCCUUGGCGCUGCUGGGAAUCGCAGCCAUCAACCUGUGGAAGCUCUGGCGCUCCGGGAGCUACCCGGCCCCUUCCCCCUUCCCCAAUUAUGACUAUCGGUACCUGGAGCAGAAGUACGGAGCGGCGUGCCCGGACAUCAGGAGCAAGCGAGGGCUGGCCCCGGGCUCGCAGCGGGCGCCAGGUCGGAGCUCUUCGUCCCGCAAGAGCAGCCUGAGGGCAGAGGACGCCUUGGAGAGCAUCCAGGAGCUGGGCAGCCUGGAGCUGAUGGGCAGGGACCUGGGCCUGGCCCACUACGGCCCCCUGCGGAAAUCCAUCUCGGCCGACUCCCUCAACUCCAUCUCGUCCAUCGGGAACAACUUCGGGCAGGAUUUCACGGUGGGGCAGGUGGAGGUGUCCAUGGAGUACGACGGGAGGGCGGCCGCCCUGCACGUGACGCUGCUGCAGGGCAAGGACCUGCUGGAGAAGGAGGAUGCGCGCUUCGAGUCCUGCUUCAUGCGGAUCAGCCUCCUCCCGGCCGAGCAGAUCGUCGGCAUCUCCCGGAUCCAGAGGAGCUCCUACUCGGUGGCGUUCGACGAGCGCUUCUCGGUGCCGCUGGACCCGGCGGCGCUGGAGGAGAACAGCCUGCGCUUCUCCGUCUUCGGCGUGGACGAGGACGAGCGCAGCGUCAGCACCGGCGUGGCCGAGCUCAAACUCUCCGACCUGGAGCUGGCCACGCGUCCCUUCAACGCCUGGCUCUACCUGCAGGACACCAACAAGGCGGUGGACACGGUGGGGGAGAUCCUGCUCUCCCUGAGCUACCUGCCCACAGCCGAGCGGCUCACCGUGGUGGUGGUCAAAGCCAAGAACCUCGUGUGGAGCAAUGGGAAGGUGACUGCAGAUCCCUUUGUCAAGGUGUACCUGCUGCAGGACGGGAGGAAGAUCAGCAAGAAGAAGACGGCAGUGAAGAGGGGAGACACCAACCCCGUGUUCAACGAGGCCAUGAUCUUCUCCGUGCCGGCCAUCGUGCUCCAGGAGCUGUCCCUGCGCGUGACGGUGGCCGAGGGCGGCGAGGACGGGCGCGGGGACAACACGGGCCACGUGCUGAUCGGGCCGGCGGCCAGCGGCAUGGGCACCACGCACUGGAACCAGAUGCUGGCCACGCUGCGCAAGCCCGUCUCCAUGUGGCACCCGCUCCGCAGGAAUUAGGCCGGAGCCCGCGGACUCGGUGGCACCGCAGGGCCGAGCUGCCGGCGCUGAGGGGCCCAAAGCACCCGGAGCACGGACAGAGCGGCUCCGCGGGCACAGCCCGGUCACCCCUGCACACCUGGGCCAGGAGCCCAAAAUGGACCAAAAGCAGGAGGAACCUCCCCAAACCGCGGCUCCCAACGGCCUCGGAACCUGUGGAAUCCUCAAACGUGGACUCGGAGCGAGAGAGAGUGGGGAUUCCUUUGGAAGGUGGUUUUUGGGUGGGAAUUGUGAGGGGGUGAUCCUGAGAGGAUCUUUUGUAGUGACUUUGGUGCUCUGUGCCAGGGUUGGAAUGUUUCCAGGGAGAAUGGAAGAAGGGAGCAAUAACAGCAGAAAAUCAAUUGUU
Messenger RNA from Oenanthe melanoleuca, 1756 nucleotides. It is a transcript of the gene SYT12, whose product is annotated as synaptotagmin 12. The transcript is spliced from 8 exons. Lineage: Eukaryota; Metazoa; Chordata; Aves; Passeriformes; Muscicapidae. The coding region runs from base 103 to 1371 and encodes 422 amino acids. The record is from RefSeq and is a predicted model, not a curated record. Gene Ontology annotation, biological process: calcium-ion regulated exocytosis; cellular response to calcium ion; regulation of calcium ion-dependent exocytosis. Gene Ontology annotation, molecular function: calcium ion binding; SNARE binding; clathrin binding.